AUGCAUUUUAUGCCAAGUCUAUUUAAUAAAUUACGAACAAUAUCUCAUAAAUAUUUAUUACUUUUUUUGUUAAACACAUUCUUUAAUUAUAAUUUAUCAUUAUGUGAAACACACAUAACUUCAAUGAUUCAUAGUAGCAAGACUAGUAGUAUUGACACGAUAUUUAGUGUUGACACGAAGAUUGGUGUUAGUACAAAGCUUGUUCUUGUCAAGGAGACUGUUAUUAGUACAGGAUCCGUUAUUAGUAAGGCGACUCACCUUAAUCCUGUAGGAUCCAAACAAGUUAAAGGAUUAGGGACUGAAACAAUAAUCGGAAUAAUAGCUGCAUCAAUAACUGUAGGAAUAGCAUUAUUAUUUUUAUGUGGAAGUAAAGUUGAUAAUAACAAAAAUAUCAAAAACAAAAGCAAAGUAUAA
Molecule: messenger RNA, 414 nt
Organism: Rhizophagus irregularis DAOM 181602=DAOM 197198
Lineage: Eukaryota; Fungi; Glomeromycota; Glomeromycetes; Glomerales; Glomeraceae
Source: RefSeq, a predicted model, not a curated record